AUGGCAGGCAGAAACGCAGCCGAGGAUGAAUCCAACUCGGUGCUUAGCAACGACGACGGCGAAUCGAGUGGCGGCGGUGAUACGACACAACGGGAUGGCCCCGCGGCUGCAGGGCACAAGAGAAAAAGGCAAAAGCACCAGAAAACAUCUUGUGAGUUGUGCAAGGCCAGAAAGGUCAAGUGCGACAGAGCCGAGCCUGCGUGUUCCUGGUGCGCUCGGCACGACCGGCCCUGCGUUUAUCUCGCAAGACAGAAGCCAGGCAGCCGCAUUGGCUUUGCUCUCGAACUGGAAACCAAGAUCAACAGAGUCGACGCUCUCCUCCAGACUCUUUGGCGACGGGUUGAGGAUCAUAUUGCUAAUGAUCACGGGCCCCAGUCGCAUACUCUCGCGACAGCUGUGAGCAGCGGAAACGGCAGCAACCCGGCUCAGCUCGAUGGUUACGGCCACGGGACCCCUGGAACCAUCCGGCAUGACCUUUCAAGAGGAGCUUCAGUCACCCAGCCAGCAGCCCUUGCGAGACCACCCUGGCUCAGCGGUGACGCUCCUGAAACCCUUCAACAGCAAUCUUCCUCAGUAGAUUUCGCUACAAGAAACGCCUCGCUGCCCAAUCACGACGAAUCCUUUACACCGGCGUCGCGCUUACGUCCUGGGCGCAAUGGGUCGACGGGGCUUGGGCUUUCUGCAGGGAGCGACCUACCUCCGCAGGACAUGAUUUACACUCUUGUUGACCUUUACUUCAAGCAUUGCAAUACUUGGUGUCCAAUUCUUGAUCGAAAGACAACGUUUGGGAUCUUUUUCGGCUCAACUUCAAUGAGUGAAGUCGAUCGAAUACUUCUGCACGCAAUCAUGGCAACCACGCUGCGCUUUCUGAAGGACUCACGAUUGUCCCCAGAAAUGCGAGCACACUACCACGCGGUUUCGAGGCAUGCCGUCAUGAUUUACGCAAUGGAACAUGUCAGCAUAGAGGCGCAACGUGCCCUCGUCAUUCUCGCCCUUGAUGAACUGGGCACGUCAACCGGUCCACGCGGCUGGAACAUGUUGUCAAUACUGGCUCAGAACGUACGGCAACUGCACCUUGGCGAAGAAAGCAGCCUGCAUCUAUCUGCAGACGAAAGCGAGCUGCCAAGCGCCGGACCCGUCCGGAAAGUUGCAAUACCCCAGCCAGACUCGUGGAUAGAGGAUGAAGGCCGCCGGCGACUGUGCUGGAUGGUCUACCUCCUUGAUCGGUACGCAACGAUUGCAACAACAACGUUUGACUUUAUGCUUGACGAUGGGAAAAUGAACAGGGUCUUGCCGUGUUCAUACGACUUGUUCUCCAGAAAUGUUCCAGUGGAAACUAGUGUGUUGGAUCAGACGACAGGUCAACAAGGCGCGACGGGAUACGCCGUGAAUAAACCUGAAAAUCUAGGUAGCUUUUCCUACCAUUGCCAGAUACUCAGGACGAUGAGCAAGGUGCACGACUUUUUAAAAGCUCCCGUCGACGUCACGUGCUCGGCAGGAAUGGCUCGUUGGCGAGGUACAUAUCGAUCCCUCGAUGCCGCGCUCAACAGUUGGCUGCAAAGCUUGCCGAGCGAGUACAGCAGGAUCUCGGCCCUUUGCCACUCGGACCCUGCCAGCCGGGUAGCGAACUGGUUCAUGUUGCACAGUGCCUACGUUACCGCGGUUGUGCGCCUGCAUUCAUCGGCGGCGUACCCAAGCGUCAGAUCACCGAUAUCUGCUCCCUCGCACUACGCCAUGCAGAGAUGCCUUUCCGCAGUCCAAAGCUUGCGAGAUAUAACGCAAGAUGUGUUUGAGGCCAACGGUCUGGAUCUUGUCGGCCCGCCGUUUGCGUUCUCCUUGUGGACAGCAGCUCGGUUAUUGAUUGUUCACGCGGCCACGAUGGGCGGUCCUGUGGAUGCCAAAAUCGACUUCUUCAUCGAAAUCUUGGGUCACGUGGGGAAAUACUGGCAAGUGGCCAUCAGCUACGCUAGGAUUCUGGCAAGAGUUGUGCAAAGAGCGCGCCGGGGAGAAAUGGGCUUGGGGGCCAUGAGAAGGAAUGCCCAUGAGCUGGUCCAGAUGGCAUCGGCCACCAGAAGGUCGGGGUUGGAUGACACGGCGUCGCAGUCUGUGCGUCUCCGGGAGCUGGACAGCGUUGACGUCUUUGACUUUUUCCACUAUCCCACGAUUUCGAUCCCGGCACCGAAACCGACGACGCAGAACGGCCGACAGGUCCCGCAUCACCCGCAGGGACUGGUGACCCUCGGGAGCGAUGAAUGGAGUGAUGGGGCGGUUCCGGACCCGGCCUCUGACUGGCUAGGCUGUUGA
Messenger RNA from Ustilaginoidea virens, 2304 nucleotides. RefSeq lists its product as uncharacterized. The coding region runs from base 1 to 2304 and encodes 767 amino acids. Gene Ontology annotation, molecular function: DNA-binding transcription factor activity, RNA polymerase II-specific; zinc ion binding; DNA binding. Gene Ontology annotation, biological process: DNA-templated transcription; regulation of DNA-templated transcription. The transcript has 3 exons. Gene Ontology annotation, cellular component: nucleus. Lineage: Eukaryota; Fungi; Ascomycota; Sordariomycetes; Hypocreales; Clavicipitaceae. The record is from RefSeq and is a predicted model, not a curated record.